Messenger RNA from Pelobates fuscus (common spadefoot toad), 1451 nucleotides. RefSeq names its product cystinosin, lysosomal cystine transporter (gene CTNS). Gene Ontology annotation, cellular component: lysosomal membrane. The record is from RefSeq and is a predicted model, not a curated record. The coding region runs from base 63 to 1211 and encodes 382 amino acids. NCBI's taxonomy places the organism in Eukaryota, Metazoa, Chordata, Amphibia, Anura, Pelobatidae. Gene Ontology annotation, molecular function: L-cystine transmembrane transporter activity. The transcript has 11 exons. Gene Ontology annotation, biological process: L-cystine transport.
GGAGAAGCAGCAGCUGUGAACUGGUAAACCAGGUUACAUAGCCCAUUGACAGCUACAGAAUCAUGGAUAUCUUACUGAAACACUAUAAUUUGGCAUUCAUCUUGUGCUGCUUGCUGAAGUCAUUCAAACAUUGUGAUGCCAGCUCUGAACUUUCUGUUCUGUGGUUUGAUGCUGCCUCUGUGAUUUCUUUACCAGAAGUGGUUACAUUACAAAAUGGAACCUCUACCAACAUAAGUAUUGCAUCAAAGGUUCCAUCAAAUGAAACAGCGGUAUUUGCUCUUAAUAUUACCUAUUCUUCAAAGAACACAACCAUUAUCCAGCUUCCAGACCAAAUUGUUCUACCCGCAAAGGCAAAUCAUUCAUUCUUUACAGUCGAAGCUGUUGAUGUGGGACAAGUUACUGCAUACUUGCAAGGCAACGAUUCACAUAAAACUGGACCACGGAUUCGCUUUCAAGUGAUUCACAGCCACUUUGUGGACAUUUUAGGGCAGGUCAUUGGUUGGAUUUACUUUCUGGCCUGGUCUGUGAGCUUCUAUCCUCAGGUGUUUGAAAACUUUCGGAGAAAAAGUGUCGUCGGACUAAGCUUUGACUUUUUGGCCCUAAAUCUCACCGGUUUUAUAGCAUACAGUGUUUUUAAUGUUGGGCUUUUCUGGAUACCGUAUAUUAGGGAAGAAUUCCUUCAGAUAUAUCCCAGUGGUGUGAUUCCAGUGGAUUCAAAUGAUGUGUUCUUCAGCCUCCAUGCAGUGCUGCUCACACUCAUCACCAUCGUUCAGUGCUGUAUAUACGAGCGUGGAACUCAGAAAGUCUCCAGAGUGGCCAUUGUUGUCCUUGUAGUUGCUUGGCUGUCUGCGUUUUGCAUGUUGUUCGUGGCCCUGGGUGGGAAAAUCACUUGGCUUCAGUUUCUAUUCUGCUUCUCGUACAUUAAGUUGGCCAUCACGCUGAUGAAGUACUUCCCACAGGCUUUUAUGAAUUUCCGUCGGAAAAGCACAGAAGGUUGGAGUAUCGGAAACGUUCUGCUUGAUUUCACUGGGGGAAGUUUCAGCAUUAUCCAGAUGUUCUUACAGUCCUAUAAUAACGAUGAAUGGAAGUUAAUAUUUGGUGACCCAACGAAGUUUGGUUUGGGAGUUUUCUCUAUAAUUUUCGACAUUGUUUUUAUCACACAGCACUACUGUUUAUACAGAAAGAGCGAUGGCUAUGAACAUGUUUACUAAACAUUUAUACACCUUUUUUGUUGUUUUGUUUCUUUAGACUCACUAAUCUAGUGCUUUUGUAAGGAGUUUAAGGAGUUUUGGACUUUUUAUCUUCUCUCAAUUAUUGUGCCUUAAAAUGUGAUCAUUUUUAAAGAGACUUGAAUUGCUUACCGACUACAGAUGUUCAGAUCCUAUGCAAUAUCCUAAAGAUAUUUAAUCCUGAACUAUUUGGAAAGAGAAUAUUUAUGGAUCUUCUUUUCU